AGAAAAAAAAAUCAAAGCAAACUAAAAAUUUGCCAAUUGGAAAAAAAUUAAUCUAAAAGAUAUUUUUUACACAAAAUAUUACUGCCAGAAAAUAACUAAACAACAUAAGUGAAAUAAACAAUUAUAAAAAAUAAACAUAAUAAGCACUGAAAAAAGUGUGAACACGAUAGAAAAAAAGUAUACAAAAAAAGUAGAAAAAUCAUAGAGAAAUCGUUUUGUGUCUACAUUAGCAAAUUAAAUUAAAAAAAGGAGUGUCUCAUACACACCUCUUUAUACAAACAACAACAAACAUACAAUUAUAUUUUGCUAAAUAAUAGGAAAAAGUAGCAACAACAACAACGAUAAUAAUCAUCAUAGACAUCAGCAAUAAUUUCGUUAACUGCAGAAUAUAAUAACAACAAAAAACGGUCAAAUGGUGUAAUCUUAAAACUCUUUCACAACAAAACUAUAACUAUAUUUCCUGCAACUCACAAACAAACCAACGAAUACAGGGGAUCAUGUUAAAUUUUUAUUAAAUUUCCAAACAAGGAAAUAAAUUAAUUUCGUUUGAGGAAAAAAUAUCUUUAAGAAGAAAAUUGCAUUGCAAAACAAAUUGUUUUCUUCUUUAGCAACAAAUACUAAAAAGAAGAAAAUAAACAUUCAAACAGAUAUAUUUCCUCCCCCAAAAAAACUCAAAAUUGAAUAAUAAAUAAAAAAAGUAACAAACAUUAAAUAAACAUUUGGCAAUGACCCUUACAACUGCCAGCGCUACAACAGCAAACAACACACAGGAAAAUAUUAGCAGUGGUAGCAGUAGUAAAAAAAUGGAAGUAAAGUGUACUACAACUACAGCUGAAGAAAACUUACCCACCUCCGAAAUGGAUUUAUUAGCAAAAUUAGAGGCAGCCAACAAGCUGAUUGAAAGUGAUGCAAAAUCCCUAAAUUCCUUGCAUUCCACACACAGUCGUAAAAAUUCCGAUACUAGUCAAAUAAGUAUAACAUCAAAUGGUAAUUCCGUGGCCGAGGAAGAUAUAUGGACUACUUGGGCCACCAUACUCAAUGAUUGGGAGGGAGCUUUGAAGCGUAAAAAUCCCUGUGUCAGAGAACUAGUACGUCGUGGUAUACCACAUCAUUUUAGAGCCAUUGUUUGGCAACAGCUUUGCGGUGCUAAUGAUGCCGACAAAAAACAAUAUGCCGAAUAUAUUAAGGCCACCUCGGCCUGCGAAAAAGUCAUUAGACGUGAUAUUGCCCGUACUUAUCCCGAAGUGGAUUUCUUCAAAGAGAAAGAUGGCCCCGGUCAAGAGGCUUUAUUUAAUGUCAUCAAAGCCUACUCUUUGCACGAUCGUGAGGUUGGCUACUGCCAGGGUUCCGGUUUUAUUGUUGGUCUCUUACUCAUGCAAAUGCCCGAGGAGGAGGCAUUUGCCGUACUCGUUCAGAUAAUGCAACAGCAUCGUAUGCGUGAUAUGUUUAAGCCUUCCAUGUCGGAAUUGGGUUUGUGCAUGUAUCAAUUGGAGAGUUUGGUGCUGGAACAGAUACCCGAAAUGCACAUACACUUCCAACAACAGGGUUUCCAAACUACCAUGUAUGCUUCCAGUUGGUUCCUUACUCUCUACACAACAUCUUUAAAUUUAAAUAUCUCCUCACGCAUCAUGGAUGUUUUCCUUAGCGAAGGCAUGGAAUUCAUAUUCAAAGUGGCCCUUGGCUUAUUGCUAUUGGGUAAAGAUACUUUGCUGUCGUUGGAUAUGGAAGCCAUGUUGAAGUUUUUCCAAAAGGAAUUACCCAAAAAGGUGGAAGCUGAUCCGGAAGCAUUCUUCCAGUUGGCCUAUUCCAUUAAAAUCAACACCAAACGAAUGAAGAAAUUGGAAAAAGAAUAUCAAGAUGUUAAGAAAAAAGAGCAAGAAGAAAUGGUAGAACUAAGACGUUUGAGAAGAGAAAAUCGUUUACUUAAGCAGCGCAAUGAAUUGUUGGAGGCUGAGUCGGCAGAAUUGGCAGAUCGUUUGGUGCGUGGUCAGGUGUCCCGAGCAGAAGAGGAGGAAACUAGCUUUGCUAUACAAACAGAACUCAUGCAGCUACGUCGUUCUUAUUUGGAAAUUUCCCAUCAAUUGGAAAAUGCCAACGAAGAAGUUCGCGGUCUAAGUUUGCGUUUACAGGAAAAUAAUGUACCCCUCGAAAGCAACAAUUCUCGCCAAUCCUCGCUCGAUGAAUUGUGUAUGAAAGAGGAAGCGCUUAAGCAACGCGAUGAAAUGGUCUCUUGCCUCUUGGAGGAGUUGGUUAAAGUACGACAGAGUUUGGCCGAGAGUGAAGAUCAAAUACGCAAUCUAAAAACCAAAAUUGAGGAGUUAGAAGAGGAUAAAAAGACUUUACGUGAAACAACGCCAGAUAAUUCAGUCGCCCAUUUGCAGGACGAACUAAUAGCCAGUAAACUAAGAGAAGCCGAAGCCAGUCUCUCAUUGAAAGAUCUCAAACAAAGAGUACAAGAGUUGAGUACUCAAUGGCAAAGACAGUUGCAAGAACAACGCAACGAUCACAAUUCACAUCCCGUCGACUCGACGCCCAAAAAACUCUUAACAAAUCUCUUUGAUUCUUCGAAAUCGAAUGAACACACCCAAAAGCUAGAGGAAGAGCUAAUGACCACACGCAUACGCGAAAUGGAAACAUUAACCGAAUUGAAAGAGUUGCGUUUAAAGGUCAUGGAGCUGGAAACUCAGGUGCAAGUGUCCACCAAUCAGCUGAGACGUCAAGAUGAGGAAAAUAAAAAGAUUAAAGAAGAAUUGGAUAUGGCUUUGACACGUGAAAAGGAGAUGUCCAACAAGGCCAGAGAACAGCAACAUAGAUACUCUGAUUUGGAAUCUCGCAUGAAAGACGAACUGAUGAAUGUGAAAAUUAAAUUCACCGAACAGUCUCAGACUGUAGCUGAACUGAAACAGGAAAUUUCCAGAUUAGAAACUAAGAAUUCCGAAAUGUUAGCUGAAGGUGAACUACGUUCCAAUUUAGAUGACUCUGAUAAAGUGCGUGAUCUGCAGGACAGAAUCGCCGACUUAAAAGCCGAGUUAACCGCAUUAAAAAGUCGAGGAAAAUUUCUACCAGUUUCGAAAUUACGAAGCUCCUCGAUACAGUCGAUCGAAUCAGCCGAAAGUGAUUUUAAUGAUAUAAUGAGCAUGCGCAGAGAAAGUACCGAAUUAUCAUCAUAAUAUUUAAUGAGGUUUUUUUAAAAUGGAUAAACAACAACUACAGAAAUUUAUA
Molecule: messenger RNA, 3222 nt
Organism: Calliphora vicina (urban bluebottle blowfly)
Lineage: Eukaryota; Metazoa; Arthropoda; Insecta; Diptera; Calliphoridae
Gene: Evi5
Product: ecotropic viral integration site 5
Exons: 13
Coding region: 726-3170 (814 amino acids)
Source: RefSeq, a predicted model, not a curated record